Messenger RNA from Heterocephalus glaber (naked mole-rat), 2904 nucleotides. The record is from RefSeq and is a predicted model, not a curated record. Lineage: Eukaryota; Metazoa; Chordata; Mammalia; Rodentia; Bathyergidae.
AGGCCUGGGUCUAUCUUGGAAUCCUCCUGCCUCAGCCUCCCUGAUGGCUGGGAUUACAGGUGCUAUCCUUCAGAUUUUCUGAGUUUCUUCAAUGCAUUUACACUAUGACUUGGUUUACUAAAAUCUGGUUACUAUAGUUUUAUUAUUAAUAUAAGCAGCUAACAUUUACUAAGAAGCUCAAUGUGUUAGGUGCCACUUAUUCAAUAUGCUAGGCAUAUAUAAAAUGCCUCUUAGGCAUUAUCUGAUUUAACCAUCCCAAUAAAUCUAUCAAUAGAUACUUAUGUUGUCGUCAUGUUGCAGAUAGGCAAACCAGCUCCAUGGCUAACUGUCUAGCUCGCCUAAAGUCACUGAGGUGCAGAAUGGCAACACUGGAACACAAAUUCUCUUCAUUUCAAUCUGGCUGUUGCACACACUGUUAACCCCAUGACUCCUAGGCUGGGUGCCUCGUCUAGGAGGCACUCGGCAUUCCUUCUGAGGAGCCAUGGUCCUCUGUGCCGCCUGCCUUCACAGAUGGGAUGAUAGAUUGGAGAUCGGAUAGUUCCUUUGAUUUCAGCUUAAUUCCUGGAACAUAAUGUGGUGAUCUUUCCAUUAAGAAACGCUUUCAGACUUUCCCUCGGAUGAGUAAUAGUGGAUUUCAUCGAUUAUUUUGAAUCACACGAAUGAUAGGAUGAGCAAAAAAAGAUACAAACUGGCUUUGAAUUCCUAAUUUGGUUCUUGAUGUUUAUUUAUUGUCUAAGUCUUAACAGCAUACACAGUGAGACAUCACAUUAUUUUGCAACAUAUUUUGCGAUGUAUUCAUGUUGUUAUUUUGCAACAUAUUAAGGCAGAAAAAGCCACAUCCAGAAAAAAAAGUAAAAUUAAUUUUACACAUAUACUUUAUAGCAACAAUAUGAAAUAGGCAAGGUGGAUUAUUUGCCCAUUUUGCAAAUAAGGGAGAGAGUCACAGAAAAAGGAAGUGGCUUGCCCUGGGCUCCUGAGCUGGAACCUCGUUCAGUGUUCUGCUUAUACUAGGCCACCUCUGUAUUGUAAAAGGAGGCCCUGUGGCCACAGCCUGGUAUGGCACAACCUCCAGUACAGUUAUUGCAUGUCCUGAAAGGAGUUCAGAUACUUCCUGGCAGAUAGAACCAAAUGACUGCUGUUCUGGAGGCUGCGGGUACCAGGCUGUGCCACAGAGGUUCCUGUAUCAAUAACAACCUGUGCCCAGGGAUGAGGACGCAGUACCAGCCAUUCCCCUGCUCAUACCUGUGCAGUGUGAUAAAGAAAGAAGAAUUCAUCUGCAGCUGUGGCCCACCCAGAUAAAACUUUUAGGCGGGAAGUCAAGUGACAAGGGAACAUAUGUGUGGUUUUUUUUAAGUGUUAGGUUUUUAAAAAAUAUUUUUAACAAGAUUUUAGGCUGCUUGUGGAAGCCAGACCAAAUAACAGGAAGAUAUUGCAGCAAGAUGGACUUGGAAGAGGAUCAGUCUCAUUUGCAGCUCCAACAGACACCUGACCAUCAUCAAAGAGAGACUCCUACUCCAGAAAUCAUUGGAACUUGGAGCUUGCGGAACCGAGAACAACUCAGAAAAAGAAAAGCUGAAGCACAAGAAAAGCAAACUUCACAAUGGGCAUUUCGAGAACAGAAGAAACGCAAGUGGCAAAAAACAGGAAAAGGAAAAGGAAAAGGCCCGAAGAGACAACAAAAUGCAGAACCAAAGAUAGAGCCUCCGUCACAAAUAGCAAAGAAAAUGAUGGAGGAAGCACUGGUACCUAAAGAGGAAGAAAAUGAGUCACGUGGGAGAGUAGCUGAAGCCCCUGCUUUGGUAGCUUCCCUAAAAAACACUGUGGCUGAGGAACAUUCUUUUGAACUACCUCAAGAAAGCAUUACAUACCAGGAAAAUUCUUCUGAGUGCCAAGAAAUAGUGGUACAAAACCAUUCUUCUGAAACAUGCCAACAUAUGGCUGAACCUGAAGACCUUGCUCCUAAAAUGUGCCAAAAGAUAUCUGUACUUCAAGACCAUUCUUCCAAAGUAUGUCAAGAUGUGGCUCAGCCUGAAGUUCUUGCUCCUAAAACAUGCCAAGAAGUAGCUGUGAUUCAAGCUCAUCCUUUCAAAAUAUGGCAAGAUACAGUUCAGUCUGAAGUCCUUGUUCCUCAAAUGUGCCAAGAAACAAGUGUUCCCAAAGCCCCUUAUUCUACAACCUAUGAAGUUGUUGCUGACCAGGAAGGGUGCACUCCUGAAGCAGCCCUCAAACUGGAUGUGCCUAGAGACUACGCAGAGGACACAGACGAAGCCACAGCUGGACCAGAAAAACCCACUUUGAGACAAGAUCAAGCUGAGACUGAAGGCUUCUUUCUCCAAACACAAGAAAUAGCUCAGCCUAAAGACCUUUCUACAAAAACAUACCAAGAAACAAUGGAAUCUGAAUACUUUUCUCAUAAAACAUACAGAGAAAUGAAUGUGCCUAACAGUCUCUCUCAUAAAACAAUCCAAGAAACACCCAAGCCUGAACAAUAUUUGCCUGAAAUAAACCAAGAAACACCUGGGCCUGAAGAAUAUUCACCUGAAAUAAACCAAGAAACACCUAGGCCUGAAGAAUAUUCACCUGAAAUAUACCAAGGAACACAUGAGCCUGAAGACCUCUCUACUAAAACAUAUAAAAAUGAGCAUGUACUUAAAGAACAUCUUCCAGAACCAUACCAAGAAACAGGCAAGCCCCAAGGCCAGGAUCCUAAAGCACAUGGAGAAGAUGCUAAGGAUGUUUAUACUCUUCCUCAAGAAAUGCAAGAAAAACCCAAAGUAGAAGAACCAGAAGUAGCAGCAAUUCCACAUGUUCAAGAGAUUCAUCCAGAAAACGAUGUGUAUAACUAUGUUUUGUUUUAACAAUGUUCAACCAUAAAGUUGUAAUCCAAUGGAAUGUACAUCUUAA